AUGCUCUCACGUGUUGCUUCUGUGAAGGCACCCCGCACACACAGCCUUCGCCGCGUGACCGGAUCCAGCGGAAGGAGGAGGGAAGGAAGAGAGAGUGAGCAGCAGAGGCCCAGAAUGUCCCGGCAUCACUUCUGUUCUGCGGUGCUGCUUCUACUUGUCAUGAUGUUGUGCUGCAACACUGGUGGGGCUGCAUCCAGUGGGGUGACGGCGCCAGGUUCGGGAAAUGCAAAGGAAACAUAUUUUGUUUGGAGAGAUAAGAAAGGAGAAGAAAAAGUGAGUUCGCUCCGUGUUCCCAGCCUUGUUGAGAUGGAUGGUGAUGUGUUUGCCGUUGCCGAGGCGCAUUGCAAGGAGGGUACUGAAAAAGUUUUUACUGGGAUUGCCUCGAAGCUCCUGGCGUUGACUGGUGAACAAAGAAGGAAGGAGUUGGCUACAACUGAAGUGAAGACACAAGUACUGGAGGAAUGUUCCUCCGAAAAAGAGAAAGUCACCUGCCGUAUAGCAGAUCGGGCUGAUUCCCAAAGCCAGACGAGAAUACAUGUGGGCCGACCAACAACAGUCGUGCGGGGAAGUGAUAUUUACAUGCUUGCUGGAAGUUACAAUUGGACACUUACCGCCGAUGAUCAGGCAGCCGAUGCAGGCGACUGGGGACUCAUGCUGGUGAAAGGGAACGUCAGUAAGGAGGAAGAAAGUAAAAAAAGGAUCCUUUGGAACGACACUUAUGCUAUCCCGUGGAAUUACAAAGGCAAACAACACGAAUCCUUGACAAAGCUUAUUGGUGGUGGUGGAUCGGGUGUUAAGAUGAAUGACGACACGCUUGUGUUUCCUGUGGAAGGGACGAAGAAAGUGAAAGGCACAGAAAAGGAUGGAAAGACUGUUUCGCUGAUCAUAUACUCCUCGGAUGCUGCGGGUUGGGUGCUGCCGAAGGGGAUGUCUGCCGAUGGCUGCGGUGAUCCCUCCGUCGUGGAGCGGGAGAAGGACAAAGAACUCAUGAUGAUGACUGUGUGUGAUGAUGGCCGCCGCAGGGUGUACGAGUCCGAUGACAAGGGGGAUUCGUGGACGGAGGCACUCGGGACACUCUCGCGUGUUUGGGGAAACAAACACAAGGGCGGAAAAGUGCAGACCGUUACAAGCGGGUUCAUCACAGCGAUGAUUAAAGGUGUUGGAGAUGAUAAGAAAGAAGUGAUGCUCAUCACCCUGCCGGUGUAUUCGAGUAAGAACGAAGAAGGCCAUCAAAAAGGCAAUGGAAAGGGCGUACUUCAUCUUUGGCUGACAGACAAUACGCACAUUGUUGACAUUGGGCCGGUAUCGGGCGAUGAUGAGGACGCUGCCGCCAGCUCCCUGCUGUACAAAAGUGCUGAGGGUGAAGAUAAUAAGGGAGAGUUGAUUGCGCUGUACGAGAAGAAAGGCGAUGGGACGACAUCAUCACCCAGUCUUUGGUCUGUGCGUCUCACUGAUCAGCUGGAGCGGGUGAAAGAGGUGCUGAAGACCUGGAAGGAAGUGGACGAGCGUGUCUCCAAGCUGUGCCCCUCUGGGAGUGCUGUGCAGGAUACCUCAAUUGAUACUGCCUGCAGCCCUGCCAUGCCGAUCGAUGGGCUGGUUGGCUUUUUGUCCGGCAACUUCUCUGAUAACACAUGGAGGGACGAGUACCUCGGAGUGAACGCCACAGUAAAGGGGAAUGAUGGAGAAAAGAAAAAGGCAGAAGCGGCCACAGUGGAUUCAGAGAAGGGCGUGAGGUUCCAGGGAGCGUGGGCGGAGUGGCCUGUUGGCAGUCAGGGGGAGAAUCAGCUGUACCACUUUGCGAACUACAAAUUCACUCUUGUGGCGACGGUGUCCAUCGACAGUGUACCGGAGGGAGAUACCCCUAUUCCAUUGAUGGGUGUGAAGAUGAAUGAUGAACAAAAGAAAUCUUUUGGGUUGUCUUACGAGAAAGGAAAGUGGAAGCUACUGUGCAGUGACGGACCGAAUUCUGGGGAGCAAAGCCGCGCUUCAGAGCCAGGUAAAACUCAACACGUCGUAAUUUUGCUGCGGAACGGCACCCAGGGCUCCGCGUACGUCGAUGGUCAGCGUGUGGGUGGGGAUACGCCGUGUGCAUUGGGAAAUACAGAUUCGAAAGGGAUCUCCCACUUCUACAUUGGAGGCGACGCGGAUGAUGCAGGGAGUAAAGACGUGACCGUGACGGUGACGAACGUCCUGCUGUACAACCGCCCUUUGAGCUCUGAAGAGAUUGGCGCCUUCAACCCGAAUAAAGACUCCACUCCACCUUUGGAAGAGAAUCCGUCGAAGCCUUCACCAGAUUCUUCUGAUUCCAUUAUACCUCCCAUCCCUCCGGUGAGCCCGAGUGCUCAGCAAACCGAAACUUCGUCCACUCCUGCCGGAACACAGCUGACGGAACAGGGACAGUCGAUGGGGAGCAGUGGUGCGGGCAGUGGCGGUGCAUCCGCACCAGCGGUGUCCACUGUCAGUACUUCCUCAGCCGAAGAGGAGUCCGUAUUGCAGGUGACGUCAGGGACAUCUCCCGAUGGAAAUCCAACUGUGGGUGGCGGUUCUACUGCUGAUGGCGAGCCAACGAUGGAGACAAGAAAAGGAGGAACGAAUGGGCAGGAGGAGGAGGUUAAUACACAGGUCAGGGAAAUAAAUGCUACAGCACUCAGCAGCAGCCUCGGAAAUGUGUCGCAGGGGAAUAACACCGAUGCUGGCAAAAUGCGUGGGAGCGGACUGCUGCCAUCGCUGCUGCUUCUGCUGUUGGGACUGUGGGGGUUUGCGGCUCUGUGA
This is a messenger RNA of Trypanosoma cruzi, 2772 nucleotides long. Its product is annotated as trans-sialidase, putative. The transcript has a single exon. Gene Ontology annotation, molecular function: exo-alpha-sialidase activity. NCBI's taxonomy places the organism in Eukaryota, Euglenozoa, Kinetoplastea, Trypanosomatida, Trypanosomatidae. Bases 1 to 2772 code for a protein of 923 amino acids. The record is from RefSeq and is a predicted model, not a curated record.